Salvia miltiorrhiza (redroot sage) is the source of this 674-nucleotide messenger RNA. RefSeq lists its product as uncharacterized. The transcript is spliced from 2 exons. Lineage: Eukaryota; Viridiplantae; Streptophyta; Magnoliopsida; Lamiales; Lamiaceae. The record is from RefSeq and is a predicted model, not a curated record. Bases 26 to 610 code for a protein of 194 amino acids.
UCUCGAUGGCACGUAUAUAAAUGUAAUGGUAAGCAAUGCUGACAAGCCGAGGUACCGAACCAGAAAAGGUCAGAUUUCUACAAACACACUCGCCGUUUGUGACCGAAAUAUGAAAUUCGUAUACGUGUUGCUUGGUUGGGAAGGAUCGGCGGUGGACUCGCGAAUUUUGCGUGAUGCACUCACACUUGUGAAUGGCUUGAGGGUGCCCAAAGGCAAUUACUACCUUGUCGACAAUGGGUACGCAAACAGUGAAGGGUUUUUGGCUCCAUAUAAAGGGACUCGUUAUCAUUUGAAGGAAUGGGGGCCCAAUGCUGCUAGACCACAGAAUCAAAUGGAGCUGUUCAAUCUACGCCAUUCCAAGGCACGAAACGUGAUCGAACGUGCCUUCGGGGUAUUGAAAAUGCGCUGGGGUAUUUUGAGGAGCAACUCUUUCUACCCGGUGAAGACUCAAAACCGUCUAAUCAUGGCGUGCUUCAUUUUGAACAAUUACAUUCGAACUGAGAUGCCGAACGAUCCUAUCGAGCAAGAAUUUGACAUAGUAAACAUGGAGGCCGAAGAUGAUGGUGAAGGGGACCGUGAGUUCAUAGAUGCAGUAGAGUCUUCACCCUAAUGGAAUGCAUUGAGAGAUGCACUAGCAGGGGAUAUGUGGCAAACCUAUUUACACAACAAUUGAG